Oldenlandia corymbosa var. corymbosa is the source of this 1309-nucleotide messenger RNA. The record is from the annotation of a GenBank genome assembly. Lineage: Eukaryota; Viridiplantae; Streptophyta; Magnoliopsida; Gentianales; Rubiaceae.
CACAGUCGAUCCAAUAAAUCUUGUCGGUAGAGAUCCAAUAAAUCGAUUAAUCCCCAUUCCAAACGUCUCUUCCCAUUAUUUUGAAAUUUUUCAAAACUCAAUUCAGUGAAACGUCUACGGCGGAGCGCGGCAAAUUUUUUGUUUGAAGUCGGCGUAGAAUCUAAGGCCGGAAUCUGUCAUCCAUCGCUAGCAGGAAUCAUGGUUGCUCCUGACGAUCCCGAUCUUCGGUUGCUCUCAGACCUUAACGAUAAUCUGCGCGGUAUCAAGAUUCGUGAAAACUGUGAGCCUGAAGAAGGGAUUUCUACCGAUGCAAAUUACAAGAAUAUUGGAAAGGACACGGAUGAUGAAGAUGAUGAAGACGAGAGUGACUAUGGCACUGACGUUGAUGAUUCCGUCAGUAUUUUCCCCAUUUUUCUUCGUUUCCUUUCUUUCUUUUCUUCAGUUAGCUUUACGUUUUUAUUCUUUCUUUUAUGCUGGUCUUCUAAGAAGAAAUAUGUAGGCUCCGAGGUGGAAAGGGAAAAGACUACUACCUUGGCCUUUAUUUUUAAACAAGGGGUUAUUGUAGCUGCUAAUCAAUAUACUCAUGUGGUGAGUCUCUCAUACUAUGUCAAUAUGUAUGUUAGUUGUAUGUGAGGGAAGUGCUUUAAAUUUAUUAUAAGAAGUUACUAAUUCGGCAUCAGAAUUGGUUGAGAACGUUAUUCGUCUAGGUAGUCACGUUCUUAUUGCAUUUUCUGGUGAUAUAGAGGACUGUGGAUUGUUUAUCAGAGAUCUCCAUAGCAAGGUACCUUUUCUCCUAUCCGUUUUGCUUCUAGUAUAUCAAUAGGGUGUAACAUGUACGCCAAGAUUCGUCCUAGAUUGAUCCCUUGUUUCUGGAUGUGGGAAACAGGGAAAUAUAUAAGUGCGUUUUGUGUACGGGGAAUGUCUCACUGGAUAGAUUUUUGUUACUCUCAAUUCCCAAACACAAGUGCAAAAAGCUAGGUUGUUGUUUGUAGUCUUUUAUGGUUAUGUUGCUGUCUUUGGGGAGACUGAUGAUUAGUUUCAUUCUAUGAUAUAGUACCAAGAGCAUGAACUUGCAAAGGGGAAAAUAAUUUCUGUUGAAGAAGCAUCAAAAUGGGUGGCUGAGAAUCUUUGUUCUUCUAGCAGUGAGACGGGUUCAUCAAUGAACAUAACGAUUGCAGGAUGGGAUGGAGUUUAAAUCUGACACAACACAAAUUGGAGUAUUGGACCAAAAGCAGAUAUUAAGUUUUAGGCCGUGAAUUAGGCCCAAUUAUUUUUACCUAUCUGAUUCAAUAAAUCUUAACCCGCCCCC